UUUGCAUCAAAAAUCACUGCAGCCUGCAGCAACAACAUAAAAAAUGCCCAAGAUCUGCGACCUGAUAGCCGAGAAGGCGAAAGCGGGCGAGGACUGGGUCUCCUACGAGUUCUUCCCGCCGCGCACCGAGCAGGGCGUCAAGAACCUGGUGGCCCGGUUCGAGCGCAUGAAAAACGCGCGCCAGCCUCUGUUCUGCGACAUGACCUGGGGCGCCGGCGGCUCCACUUCUGAGUUAACGAUGGACCUCACCCUAAAAAUGAAGGCCAUGGGCCUCGAGCCGAACAUGCACCUGACGUGCACGAACGUCGAGCGCAAGGACGUCAUCAAAGCUCUACAAACUUGUAAAGAUAACGACGUCCGGAACAUCGUUGCGUUGAGGGGUGACCCCCCCCACGGCCAGGAGAAGUGGGAGGCGACGGAGGGCGGGUUUGAAUGCGCUCUCGACUUAGUGAAGUUCAUCCGGAGGGAGCACGGGGACUAUUUUUGUUUGAGCGUCGCGGGCUACCCCGAGGGCCACCCGGACACGAUCGUUCACGUGGGUGAUGACGAAACGAAACUCAGCGCUUCGGAGAGGACUCGCUGCAGGGUCACGGACGAAGACGGCCAGAGGAAAGUCUACGUCUGCCCCGACGCGACGUUCAAGCUGGAAAUGGAUUAUCUGAAGAAGAAGGUCGACGCCGGCGCCGACGCGAUCAUCACGCAGAUGUUCUUCGACGCGAACACGUAUGGGGCCUUCCUCAAAGCUUGUCGCAAGCAUGGUAUUAACGUACCGGUCAUUCCCGGUAUUAUGUUGGUGCAAGCUGCUGGAGGUUUUAGAAAAAUGACGGCCAUGUGCAAGACGCGCGUGCCGGCGGCGGUCAAGGAGAGUGUGGAUGCCAAAGCCGAUAAUGAUGUUGCUUUGAAGGCCUACGGCGUGGACUUGGGGGUGCAGAUCUCUCAUGAACUACUUGCUGUCGGCGCGCCGGGGCUCCACUUCUACACGCUGAACCUGGACAAGACGACCUUAGCUAUUGCCAAGAGGGUCGCGGACGACCGCGCGUCGUCGAGAACAGCGAGAGACUGGCUCAAGGCCGCGGCGCUCGCGGCCGGCGCGGCUGUGUUGGUUGCGCUGCUCCGGCGCAAGUGAGGGGUGGGGUGGCCGCCGCGCCGCCAGGCUUCGGCGCCGCGCCGGCCGAGUAAUCACUAGUACUCUA
This is a messenger RNA of Pelagomonas calceolata, 1193 nucleotides long. The record is from the annotation of a GenBank genome assembly. Lineage: Eukaryota; Pelagophyceae; Pelagomonadales; Pelagomonadaceae.